AUGCCUUCUAGUAGUCAUACCGCCACAAUCAUUGUCGCUGUUUCGAGCAGUGCUCUCCUCCCAUCCAAGCAAUGGGAUACUGUAAAGGCACAAUUAUACCAUUGCUGGAUCCAGCUAUAUGGGCCUUUGUUUUGGAUCGUAUCGGCCAUGCUUUGUCUUUGGGACACAAAGACAACGGCACCACCUUACCACCACAUUACCAUGAUGGAAAUGCCACCCAGCACUGCUCCUGCUACCACCACGAUCUCUACACAUUUAUCAGCAGCUGCCAGCAGCAAAGUAACAACCCCUGAGACGCUGAUGAUAAGCAAUGAAUCCUUUGAUGAUGAUGGUGACAACGCCAAAACAAACAUAGCAGGCUAUAUGAACAACGACGAUAAUGAAAGCAACAACAAACAACAUAAAAAGUCUUUGAAGCGCAUCAUCAAAAAUCAUAUACAAACAAUCAAGCAACGGCGGCAAUCCUUGAAUGAAGCAGUCAAGCGCUCUGUACGUCGCCGACCCAGCCAACAACGCAAUCAUGAUCAUAAUAAUAGAAACAACAACGGCUUGGCAUCCGACUUGCAUCAUGCUACCACCACCACCACCACCACCAAUACUCAUCCACUAUCACCUCCACCUCCUCCACGACGAAGGAAUAGCUUUCCUGGUACAGCCAACAUGUUGCUCAAACCUUUUCGACGGAAAACCGCACCAGCCAUAUUCAACAACCAAAAAUGA
Molecule: messenger RNA, 720 nt
Organism: Lichtheimia ornata
Lineage: Eukaryota; Fungi; Mucoromycota; Mucoromycetes; Mucorales; Lichtheimiaceae
Exons: 1
Coding region: 1-720 (239 amino acids)
Source: RefSeq, a predicted model, not a curated record